CGGCUGAGCAGCAGGCGAGCGGGGCCAGUGGCUGCCCGGGGGGCGGGCAGGAGGGAGCAGCUGCCGCCGCCGCCGCCGAGGAAAUGGACCGAGCCGCCUCGGCAGGGAGGAGCAGCCAGGCCGCCGCCGCCGCCGCCGCCAGGGGCCGGGGCAGGAGGGUCGUCGCCCCCGCCAGGGGGGCUGCCGCUGCCGCCGCCGCCGCCGCUCUGGGGCCUGCUGCACCGCAGAGAGCGCCCGGCUGCCCGCCCCGCAGGGCCUGAGCCGGAGGCCGCCGCCGCCGCCGCCAGAGCUGCUGCUGCUGCUGCUGCUGAGUCACCCGGCCGGCCGACAAGGACUCUGAGGCGCCCGGCGAGCAGAAGGCGAGCCGCAGCCCGUGAUGGUGGGAGCCGUCCCCACCCCCCGCUGCUGGGGAGUGCCGGCUGGGGAGGGGUCGCCCAGGAGCCGUCUGCCGCUGGGGCCGGAGAGCUGGGCAGCCGGGAGAGGGACUCCGUUGUUGCAGAGGGAUGCCGCCAUGCAGCACGCGUCGUAGCAGGGGGCUCGCCCAGACUCCCUGACCCCGCGGCACUUUAGCCCCCCACCCCUACCCCUCAUGCGGCAUAUCAACGCUGAGUCGGCCCUCCCCCAGGAGCUCAGCGCAGGGACGGCGAGCCAGCAGGAGGAGGAGGAGGAGGAGGAGGAGGAGGAGGAGGAGGACACGGCGGGCCCGCGCCCCUGGCGCCCCGGGGUCCUCAUGGGCUGCAGCCCGCCAGAGCUGACCUGCCAGAAAGUGUACCAGGUGUCCAUCUUCUCCCCGCUGGCUGGCUGCUCCCACCCGCCAGAGCAGAGGGCCCCCGGGCGGCAGCCCAUCAAGCGGGCCUGCCUGGAGCCCCAGCGGGCGGCCAAGGGCGAGUGGGAGUCGGCGGGCAGCGGGCCCUGGGACGACGCCAUCGAAGAUGGGCUCCUGGUGGACGAGCUGUCCCUGGGGGGCGCUGCCCAGCACUUCUCCCACAGCGGCCUCCGGGUCUUUGAGCACCGCCAGGAGGCUCCUCCCAGCCGCUUUGGGGGCUGGGAGCCCCGGCCGGCCAGGACCCUGGGGGGCACCGCACAGGCAGCGCCGCACCCCCCCUGCAGCACUUUGCACACGAGAGACUGUGCCCCCGCACUGCUGGGGGAUCGCCCCAGGGACGCUGGCCCCGCCAGGAGGCAAGGGGAGGAGAAUGGGGCCCAGCAGGACGAGGGGGCUGGCAGCCCGAAGCUCCCCCUUGAUCCUGAUUUGCACAACCUUGCACACCCCUCCCCGCCGGGGCAGCCGCUCGAGGCCAGCGGGCAUGCAGAGCCUGGCCCUCUGGCGGCAGCCCGGAACCCGGAGGCCAGUGGGCUGGGCUCCUCCGAGAAGACCCCGUGCUCGAGUGCCCGGCUCCCUGGGGCCGGCAGUGGCAGCUGUCCGGCCAAGCGGAAGCUGCUGCCCUCAGCCGAAGGGGCGACGGAGACGGGCUCUGAGGACGAGGGCCUCUCGCCGGCCCGGAAGAGGAGGAGGAGGAGGGCCCUGCAGUGCCCCGCCACCCCAGCCGCCUGCCGCAGCACGGACGCCAAGGGGGCCCCCUUCUGGAACCACCUGCUGCCUCCAGCCAGGGGCUCCGCCAACAGCAGCGCCGCCAGCCGCCAGCUGAAGACUGGGCUGUGUCUCAAGCAGAGACGUCUCCGCAGCAGCCUACGCCGGAGUCCAGCGGGCAGCAGGCCCACCCCCGCCCCCUGGGCCGCCACCCCCUCCACCAGCCGGGCCCUGCUGGGGAACUUUGAGGAGUCCAUCUUGAAGGGCUGCUUCCCACCGUCCGGCCAGAUUGAGGGCUUCACGGCCGAGAUUGGGGCCAGCGGCUCGUACUGCCCGCAGCAUGCCACCUUGCCCGUCGCGGUCACCUACUUUGACAUUGCCGAGCACAGCGCCCCCUCGCCCUUCCUGGGAGUCAUUGACUUGGAAGCUCUGGGAAAGAAGGGUUACAGCAUCCCCAAGACGGGCACCAUCCAAGUGACCUUAUUCAACCCCAACAAGACAGUGGUGAAGAUGUUCCUGGUGACCUAUGACUUCCACGACAUGCCCGCCAACCACGUCACCUUCCUGCGCCAUCGGAUCUUCCUGGUGCCCGUGGGGGAGGAGCAGGGGCCUGGCCCAGCCCUGGGGGAGCUGCCCAAGAGGGUGCUCUGCUACCUGAUGCACCUGAGGUUCCACAGCUCCAAGUCGGGGAAGAUCUACCUGCAUGACGACAUCCGCCUGCUCUUCUCCCGCAAGUCGAUCGAGCUGGACUCGGGGAUCCCCUACGAGCUGAAGUCCUUCACGGAAUUGCCGCGCAACCCCUGCUACUCGCCACGAGCCUGAGGGGCCGCGAUCUGUGCCGGGAGCCAGCACUCUGCCGGAGGAGGCAGGCAGGCAGGCGGGAAUGCCUCCCUGGGGCGGGGAGAGGCUGCCGCUGCCGCAGCCCCAGACUGAACUGUGUGUGGCGUCUGUUGUGGCGGUUGGGGCCGAAGAGAAACCUGUGCCUGGCUUGGAUCACAAUUGCUGUGCGUCUCCGGCUCUAGUCCUGGUGCAGGGGGCCCCUGCAAGAGAAGGGGGUGGGCCUGCGUGGAAUGAGGGGCUGCGUUACUGCGAGGGGGCCGUGAUGGCUUCUGAGGAAAGGGGAGCGGGUGGGGAGGAAGGAAGAGGCUGGAAAUGAAGGGCACUGAAAGGGUCCUACGGAAGAGGAGAAGCCGUUGGGUUCACCGGGAUGGGGCUCCUCCAGCUGCUGGGUGGGCCUUUUGCCACCCAGCCUACCAUCUCUCCCCAUCCCCAGUGGGAAAGGGGCUCUGGCCAGAAGCGGGGCAGGCGGCGGCGGCAGCGGCGGCGAGUGGGGCGGCUGCACAGCUUCUCCUAAACUUCCUUGGGGAGGGCGAAUUGGCUGACGUGAGGGGGCAGCCCAUCGGCAGCCUCCCCCAGCUGUGGCUGAGUGCCAGCUCCAGGGCCCCAGAGGCGGCCACCUGCCUUCUCUCUCUCUCUCUCUCCUCUCCGCUCGCAGCCAGGGCGGUGUCUGCCCCUGCCCUCGGGCCAGUCCACAGCAUUAGCCCACAACCUAUUUCUCCGUCUGCUAGCCGGCUGUGUCAGUAGCGCCUCCCUUGACAGGGAGGGGGUGGCCCCCGUGGCUUGCUUCCGGUGCCCCAAGGUGGCCUCACCGGCAGCGGUAGCAGAGAGAGGAGAACUGCUCUGCUUUUCCUGCCCGCCCUGCUCCUGCUCCUGCUCCUGCUCUGGGUUCCUGGCCCAAAGGAGGAAUGCUGAGGGUGCGGGCAGUGAGAAGCCAGGGGCCUCUUCUUGAACGGCUGGCCCUGUGGAGAUUGCUGCUGUGUUGAUGUCCUGACCACAGGACUGCCCCACUGAAGAGGAAGAUGGUGCCAAAUUUGCUGCUGCUGGUGGUGGAAGAGCACAGAGCUGAGCUGGCACUGAGACUCCUGCAUGGUGGUCUCCUGGUGUCUGCUUAAAAAACCAGAAACAAAAAACCAACCCUGCAAGGGACAGUCAUACAUGCUGCCUUUGUAGCUGCUCUGCUGAAGGCCUCCAGGCCCCACUUUCCCGUGGGGGAGGGGCCAAGGGCAUCUGUGCCAUGUCCAAAUGACAGGCAGCCUUGCUUCUGGGAAGGAGUCUGGCCGGCUGCCUGGGAGUAGGGGCAGAUUUGUCCCCCAGAAUCGCCACUCUGCCUGUACGGUUUGGGUUUGAGUGGCAUCUCCCAUGUCCCCCUCCCAAGCUGAAGUAGGAGUGGGGCAUCCAUUGCAGACACUUGAAGAUAUUUAUAUAUAUAUAUAUAUACAUAUACAUAUAUUUAAAAAAAAAGACAGAAAGAAUUGUACGUGAUGCUUUCUAUCUUUUUUAAAAAAGAAAAUGCUAUAAAUGUGUGUUUGGCUA
Molecule: messenger RNA, 3904 nt
Organism: Hemicordylus capensis (graceful crag lizard)
Lineage: Eukaryota; Metazoa; Chordata; Lepidosauria; Squamata; Cordylidae
Gene: ATOSB
Product: atos homolog B
Exons: 9
Coding region: 590-2353 (587 amino acids)
Source: RefSeq, a predicted model, not a curated record